Acanthaster planci (crown-of-thorns starfish) is the source of this 3457-nucleotide messenger RNA. RefSeq names its product asparaginyl-tRNA synthetase 1 (gene nars1). Gene Ontology annotation, molecular function: asparagine-tRNA ligase activity; ATP binding; nucleic acid binding. The record is from RefSeq and is a predicted model, not a curated record. Gene Ontology annotation, cellular component: cytoplasm. Gene Ontology annotation, biological process: asparaginyl-tRNA aminoacylation. NCBI's taxonomy places the organism in Eukaryota, Metazoa, Echinodermata, Asteroidea, Valvatida, Acanthasteridae.
UGUACAUGUACACUGUACAGGGUGCAUACGUACGUUUUUUAACAAUAUGCCAUGUUAAGCAGAGCAGCGGUACUUCUCACUACAAAACGAGGCGUGGUUUGGAACAGCUUGCUCACGAAAUACCUCUCUUCCGGAAAAAUGGCUGGACUAGGAGCAAAGAUGGAGCGAUUGUACAUCUCUGAAAAAGGAGAUGAUGAAACCGGAGAUGGUACGGAGCAAAAACCGCUCAAGACGCUCCUUAAGGCUAUGCAUAUUUCUGGUGGUGAACCCUUCCCACAAUUCCUGAGUGAUGCUAAGGAUAAAGACAAGCAAUGGGAAGAGGUAUCCCAAGCUCAGCGGAAAAAAGCCUUCAAAGUUUUUCAGCGGGACCAGAAGAAGAAUGAGGAGAAGGAGAGGAGAGAGGCAGAGGACAGGGAGAGGAGAGAGAAGAACCUUGAAGAAGCUAAAAAGAUCACUAUCUCAGAGGAUCCCAGUCUGCCUGCGGCCAAGAGGAUUUUGAUCAAAGAUGGUACCACUAACCGUGACCAGCGGGUUAAAGUACAAGGCUGGGUGCAUCGCCUACGCAGGCAAGGCAAGAAUCUAAUGUUUAUUGUGUUGAGGGAUGGAACCAGCUUUCUCCAGUGUGUUCUGAAUGACAAACUGUGUCAGACGUACAAUGCUCUCAUCUUGUCAACGGAGAGUACCGUAGCACUUUAUGGAGUCAUCAAAGUUCUACCUGAAGGCAAGACUGCACCAGGAGGCCAUGAAUUAUCCUGUGACUACUGGGAGUUGAUUGGUGCAGCACCAGCAGGUGGGGCAGAUAAUCUCGUCAACGAGGAAUCCCACAUUGAUGUUCAGUUGGACCAGCGGCACAUGAUGAUGAGAGGAGACACGCUGUCCAAGAUAAUGAAAGUCAGGUCCACUGUCUCACAAUGUUUCCGGGACCAUUAUUUUAGCCAUGGGUACCACGAGGUUUGCCCGCCCACCAUGGUACAAACCCAAGUAGAGGGCGGUUCUACCCUCUUCAAGUUUGACUUCUUUGGUGAACAGGCCUACCUGACUCAGUCUUCUCAGCUCUAUUUGGAGACUGCUCUCCCGUCGCUUGGUGAUGUCUUCUGCAUUUCUCAGUCAUAUCGUGCUGAGUUGUCGCGCACCAGGCGUCAUCUAGCAGAGUAUACCCACAUUGAGGCAGAAUGCCCAUUUAUCUCCUUUGAUGACUUACUGAACAGAGUAGAGGACUUGAUCUGUGAUACUGUAGAGAGAGCACUGGCAUCUCCCAUUGGACCUCUCAUCAUGGAAUUCAACCCGGACUUCAAGCCUCCAAAGCGUCCAUUCAGGCGUAUGGAUUACAGUGAGGCCAUCACAUACCUCAAGGAACAUGACAUCAGAAAGGAUGAUGGCACCUUGUAUGAAUUUGGAGAGGACAUUCCUGAAGCUCCAGAGAGGAAGAUGACAGACCAGCUCAAUGAGCCUAUCUUACUUUGCCGAUUUCCAGCUGAGAUCAAGUCCUUCUACAUGCAGCGAUGCCCUGAGGAUCGUAGGUUGACCGAGUCGGUUGAUGUGCUGAUGCCCAAUGUGGGUGAGAUUGUAGGAGGCUCCAUGAGGAUAUGGGACUACGAAGAGUUGUUGGCUGCUUACAAGUCUGCUGGCAUUGACCCCACACCUUACUAUUGGUACACCGACCAGAGGAAGUAUGGGACCUGUCCCCACGGUGGGUACGGUCUGGGCUUGGAGCGAUUCCUGACGUGGAUCCUGAACCGUCAACACAUCAGGGACGUCUGCUUCUACCCUCGCUUUAUAGAACGAUGCACGCCAUAAACUAAACUCACAUGGCCUUCAAUUCCUGAAGCUAGGUAUUGCUGGUAUGUGUCGGUAAAAUAAUUAAAAGUUGACAAGGGCGGAGCAAGGAUGAUCCAAAGGGGGGGGGCAUUUAUCCCCCUCUCAGUUAACAGAGAAAUUAAGAUCUUGGUUCCAAUUUGCAGAGUUUGUUCUCACAGAUUGAAAUGAAUUCAUCCUAUUUUAAUCAUGUCACAGUCUGAACAAAUUGUUGCCAUUUUUUUCCACAGUAUGAAUUUGCUAAUGGUUUGCAUACUUGCUGAUUUCUAUAGUUUAAUACUUCGCUGUUUCGACAAUUUUUUCCUCUUGGUUUAAGCUAACAUUUACUGUGCUUACUGGUUUCCUCAAAAUUAAUAGAGGCAAGGUUUGUACAAAAUUGCCUGUAACGCUGCGCUAUGAAAUUACACCUGACUUUCAGUCACGUGUAGAGGGUUUAACACUGUGACUGGAUGCGUAAUCUUUUCAAAAAUAGUGAGUUAUAAUUAGGUCCUGAUGUAAUCAGAAACAUGAUCACUACUUUGGACAUCCUGCCCCCCCCCCCAGGUCAUAGCCUAACUCCCCCCUUGGAAUUCUUCUGGUAGUAGAUUUUUCUUCAAGAAUUUCAAAUGUUGACUUGUGUGUCACAGUAUGUCUUUUUUCUUGGAGCCAGGACCAUUGGAAACGGUGCUUCUUUGAUGGUUAACAAAGAAAUUGAGCUUGCAAGAUCAGAAGCAAAUAGUCUUGACCUCAUUCAAGCCAGUUUGCCAGUUUCACGGUGUAACGUGUUAGUUGCUCCUCUCUUGUGAAGUUUGUGCAUGCUUUACUGUGUUUCACUGCUUCAGUGUCUGUGCAAUGCUCAGACACCAAUAAGCACAGACCUUUUGUGUUUGGGAGCACUGUGGCAUUGGUUCCAGAUCUUAAACACUCUACAAUUGAACCACAGUCUCCAAAUAGCUAUGGACAAGUAUUGAUCAUGGAUAUGCAAAUUUCGUUUAAGUUUCAGGGAUUCACUUGGUCAAGAUAAAGCUCUUUUUUUCCUUGUUUUUCAAUAUUUUUUUUCUAUUGUCUGUGAUGGCUUUUUCUCAAUUUCAUUUCGUCUUUGAACUCCAUAAAAAAGUCUCAUUUUGAUAUUUGACUUUGUAUGGCAGUUUUGUCCUUGGACUCUUUGGAUUAACAAAUCUGGAAACAUUUUUGUACACUUUUUUCCCAUAUUCUGUAUGAGAUUUUUAUUUUAAAUCUGUAAUAUUGAAAACUAGAUAUCAAAUUUUUGUCACAUCAGUUUUAAGUUAUGGACAAACAAUUUAAAAACUGGGAAAAUGCUCAGAUUUUUCGCGUACACUUAUUUGUAAAGUGCAUCUCUGAAGAGCUAGGAUUUAUCCUAAACAUGAAGAUCAGUGAUCUAAAAAUAGUCUUGAGCUUGAAAUGUAGGUGUUAUAUAAAUUAGAAAAUAACUCUAUCUCAACAGACUUGCCAUGCUUUGCAAAAGGCCUAAGAAGUGGUUACAUUUUUAAAGAUCCUUAUCUGAAUGAAUGUUCACAAUGAAUUGGGUAAUGCUUGGUCACUUUCGUUUUUUUCUUUGAUUAAAAGAAAUGUUGGUUCACAGGUUGUGAAGCAUGUAGAUUCAAUAAAAUAAUUCGCAAAGUGCAUCUACUUAAAACCUUUA